GCAUCCCAUUUAUAGGUCAAUCGAACAUAUCUCAUCCUUUUCUGUUAACAAUCGUACGAAGAAUGGCGCGCAAAUAUAUCGAUUUUCUGAUUAUCGUCUGAUUACGUUCGUCGAUGUAAAAUAUUUCCGGAAAUGGAUAGUUAUUUCGUAUUUAAUUCGAAGUUGUUUUCAAAUUCGUAAACAAUUAUUCAAAUUUUCAUAAACAGCUGAGGAGAAUAUUGCUAGUUUGGAAAAUGGUGAAGCGAAAAUACACUGGAAAGUAACGAAUUUUUAAUUCUUUUUCCAGAAGGAUGGAUCGGUGAAUGAAUCGUUGCAUCCGAACAUUCGAAUCUGUUUAAAUGCCAGGGCGAUAAAUCAUCGAUCACGAUGGAGUAAACAUCCCAUCGAAUUUCAACGAUGUGACCGUUGACGCACGUUUGUAACGCGAACUAUGCCACGAUCAUGAUUUCACCAGAAUCCGACUGAUCGAUUUCGAAGUGUUUCGAACGUUUCAUCGGAGGAAAUUUGAUAACCGAAGCUUUUCCCUGAUCGAACAUCGUGCAAAUUAAAUCGUGUGUUAAUUCCCGCUUCUGUACUUCGAAUUGGACCGUUUUUUUUUUUUUUUUUUUGCGGCAACUUUUUAGAUUUGAUGAAAAACAAGUUGGAUGUGGGGCGAAUUUCGCGUUAUUCAUUUGCGAUUUUCAUGGAAAGAGGGAUCGAAACAAAGAGAUCGAAGAGAAUAAAAGAUAAUGAGAAUAUUCCUGGUAUUCCACCGAUUUCCACCUUGGAAUACAUUCCACCCGUAUUACCAUACACAGAAUUUUUUAAAUUUAUGUUCCAUCUGAGAAUGCUUUUUCCAGAUGGAUGAAAAUAUCAAAAGUCGAAAGGGAGAUCGUUGUUAUUAAAACUUUUCGAGCGUUGUAAAUUCGGAAACAGUUGACGGAAUACGUUCAACAUUUUUCACGUUCCAUACCAAAGUACCUUGACAUAAACCUUGAAUUUCAUUUUUCAUAUAACUGUGUGCGCACUUGAUGCUUGACGUUGUUGAAGAUGAUUAAAAUACAAUGGCGAACGUUCUGUCCGCAAAAAAAAAAAAAAAAGAAAGAAUAAAUUAUAAACGGGACACAAAACCGAAGAAGAAGAGCGAGCACGUUGCUCUUUUAAUAAUAUUCGUAUUCCCUCCUCGUGUCCACGAUAUUAAUCCACGAUUCCUUUAGUUGGAGAGCAAAAUAAAACGAACGAAAUCUCCGUUCAUCCGUGAGGAUGGAAUAUUUCACGUUUGUAUAUUUUAAAAAGGAUGGUCCUUUCGUAUUUCGAGCUACGAUACUCUUCCUUUGCGAUGCGAGAACCUAUAGGUUGUAUUUCAUAUCCACGUGGAAGAAUGGAGAAUACGAGAUACGUAUCAUCGGGUAGAUAAACGUUGAAACGGUUGUUCGAAAAUAGAAAAAAACUAUAAAAGAAAGGAGAAAGAAAUAUUUGUGAACGCGUGACAGGUACAGUGGUGUGUUUGCCAACGAUGCACCGUCGUUUCGCAGAAUUUUCUCUUUCCAUUAUUCCGAUAUCUUGUGGUCGAUACGUUGUACAGGAUCGAUCGAUUAGGAUCGAUUUUGGCUCGCGUAGAUGGUAAUAUCGUUGUUACGUUGAUGAAUAGAACGUUGGUCGGGAAAACGAGUCAUCGAUUUACGUAAUGUCGAGAUAAUAUGUACAUUCUAAUUACGCCACGAUUGAAACUGAUGACGGAUAAAAUUAACCGUGAAAAUUUAUGUGCAUUACCAGUUCAACUUUACCAUUCGUUUACCAUGUGUAACCAUAUGACGUUUGUUAGGUCCCGAACUCAAAUAUCUGUUGGAGAGGAGUGAUUCAGUUCCACGAAUAUCAUCUCUUGUCGGCAUAAUUUCGAAAUUGAGCGUCGGAUUCCUCGUAUAUUAACGAGAUUAAUUCGAGCACGAUUACCGAACCAAGUCAUCAGAUGCAAAUUACUAAAUAUACGUAUCCAUCCCUUCGCGGAAGCGCAAGUAUUAGCUUAUAAUUAUUUCAUUUAUACGCGUCGAGCAGCCUUCCAGGCGUGGAUUCGAUUUCAACGAGAGAACUCGAAGGUAUUGUUGCGUCGUUGAAAAAAAAAGAAUAAUAAUUUUGCGUUGAAAUAUGUAGGUUGAGGAAUAACGUCGAUGUAAUAAAUUUAACAAUACAAUUAGAACGGACUGACGGUAUUUCGUUUACAUAAUUUUCGUGAUUAAAUAUAAGAAUUGCAAAUGUUUGGCGCUUUUGCUUGAUUGCGUAAUGUUACGCUUAUGUGAAAGUGAAGAUUCGAUAAUCUCACGUGAUGAGAGUUAAGAUGUAGAGCAAGCUCGAGGAAGUGACGAAAAAUGGUGGACAAAGAGGAAAUAAGGAAGACACCCUCGCCCCUGAAUAUCAACGAGGCGAUCGAGGGGGACGCGUUGAAUCAAAAGACUGCUAGGAUACUUAAGAACGAUCUUCUAUUAUACGAGGCUGUGAUAAAAAAUGAAGCGGACACCGUUCGCAAAGUGCUCAAAGAGACCGUGGACGUCGAUUCCAGGAACAAUUAUGGACGAGCGCCAAUUCAUUGGGCAGCAUCGAGGGGAAAUACGGAGAUCAUCGAGAUGUUGAUACAAGCGAAAUGCGACAUCGAGGCAAGAGACAAGUUUGGCAUGCGUCCGUUACACAUGGCUGCGCGAUAUGGACACAGGGACGCUGUUAAAAUGUUAAUCAACGCUGGAGCAAAUGUGUCAGCGGUGAACAAGAAACAAUAUACACUUUUAAUGUGCGCUGCUCGAGGCAACAAUGUUCGCGUCGUCGAAUAUCUUGCAGAGGCUGUGGAAUCGUUGAACGGAGAUGCAACUGACUGCACCGGUGCAACUGCACUUCACCAUGCAGCUAGCGCUGGUCAUCCGAGUAUGAUAACCGCGCUUUCCAACGUGCCGAGAAUCGAGCUCAACGCGACUGAUAAAAAGGGGCAAACACCGAUACACUGCGCCUGUGCAGAGGAGCACCUGGAAGCUGUGGAAGUUUUGAUAGCUCUAGGAGUGAACGUGGACGCUCAGGAUCACGAAGGAAACACCCCUCUCCACGUGGCCACGAGAACGAGGCAUACAGCCAUAGCUCAAUUAUUGUUAAGAGCCGGGGCGAACACCGAAUUGAUCGACGAAAUAGGUUUCACUCCCCUUCACGUGGCCGCCAGCCAGGGUUGCAAAGGGAUACUAGAGUCGAUGAUUCAACACGGUGCGGCACUCAACAAACAGUGCAAGUAUGGGAACACGCCUUUGCACUUGGCCUGUCAAAACAACGAAGUAGAAACGGUUGAGAUACUGAUCAAUAAAGGCGUCGAUCUAAAUUGUUUAAAUUCGAGGUUACAAUCACCCUUCCAUAUCGCGACGGAAAUAGGGCACAACGACAUUUGCAAGCUAUUGCUGGCAGCGGGCGCAAACAUCGAGCAAAGGGAUCAGAGCGGAAAGACGCCACUUUACAUCGCGGCGAGGGGCAGUUUCACGGCCAUCGUCGACAUGAUAAUUAAAACAGCGAGAUUGGAUUAUCCCACGCCGGAGGAUUCGACGUCUGACAAAGAAAUUCGAGAUUUGACACCGGCUAGAAGAAGAUGGCGAGAGGGAUCGAGGGGCGAAAGUAUCUCGAGUAACAAUAGCGUACUUUCCGAGCAUAUACGAUCGAUUCUGUGGAAAUUGGCGUACAAACAAUUAGGACCUGAAGAUUGGAAGAAAUUAGCGUUGCACUGGGCGUUUACGAACGAUCAGAUUCGAGCGAUCGAGCAUCAGUAUACGGCUCCCCUUAUAGGUCCUUCGAGUUACAAAGAGCACGGUUUCCGGAUGCUGAUGAUCUGGGCAUCAGGAUUGAAUCCUGAAGUCUCCAUAGGGAGAGAGCUUUGCGACGCUUUGUCCGCGGUGGAUAAAAAAUCUGUUGCUGAAUCCGUUCGUAAGCACAUGGAUCAAGAAAAAGAUGGGAAAACGAAGUUGAAUAAACAACGAUGUCAUAAAUGUUCCAUCACUUAAGAAUAACGAUUAACGAUUCCAUUCGAGUCGAACGAAAUUAAAACGAAGAACAAAAAAAAAAACUUGAAAAAAUUUUCAGUAGAUAAUUUUAGAGAAAUCUCGCGAUGCGACAUAUCUAUAGAGACGCUGAUCUUAUCUUUUUUACAAUAUGUUUCAACAUAGACUCGCGUAAAAAUAUCAAUUAAACUCGAGAAGAAAUUUUGAAACGAGUAUAAUCACAAAUCAACGAAAGCUUUUCACAUAUCGCGAAAAAUUUGAUUUAAAUAUCUUUGAAUUGAAAUCAUCGUGCAAAUGUACAAAUUUAAAAAUUCUGAAUAUUUUAUCUCUUUCUAUAUAUUUUUGAAGAAUUCCGAUCUUCGUGAACGUUGCAAUUUUUAUUCUUAUUCGUUAGUUUAAAAAAAAACAAUAAAAAAAAAAAAGAUAAUCGACGUUUGAAGCCGUCCGAUUUCACUUUAUCUUUUGUUAAAUACUGAUCUUGUUGUUCAAAAAUCAUGCUAUUCCAAAUUUGAACUGUAAAUAUACGAAUAUAAUACGUAUCACAAGAUACUUAGAAUAAGUGCGAAAAAAAAAGAAGAAAUUUUACAGGGCUUUCGAUGUGAUAAAAGAAUGAGAUUAAAACAUUAGAAAAACGAGAACGAGUGUCUCGAGAUAUUCGAUCAUUAUUACAAUUGGAGAAAAAGACAAUCUACAUAUCUGAGUAUUGUGUACAAUUAAAUAAACGCGUAAUUAAAAAAUCUAUAGAUAUUUUUAAAUAGUCGUUUCCCGAUUAAUCAUUGCUCAAUAGGAAUUAUCAAUCGAAAUAGGAAAAAAGAAAAAAAAAGAAAGAAAGAGAAACAGAAAAAAACGAAAUCUAAUUUGUUAAAUCUCUCAACGAGCAUCAUUGAUCGAUAAAAAUUACAAUUUCAACUUUUGUGAACCUAUCGAAUUAGACGAUUGACCUCGAUGUAAUAAAAUUUAUUCCGUCGAAACAAAAAUUCUCACGACUAUUUAUUUAAUCAUACAUUACGUCUAUAAACCUUUAAAGAGUAGUAUACAAAUGAUUAAAAAAAUAAUCUUACCUGGAAAGCCUCCUAAAAUAGCAAUCUUGAUAAUGAUAACUGGCAGCGAAGGUUGAGCGGAAGGGGGGAGAGUGUAGUUGUCAGGAUAAGGAUCAGGAAUACCCUAAACAAAGUGUUCUAUUAAAAUGUGAAUGUUUAUUUAUCCAUACGGAAUAUUCAUUUGCUUCUAUGCUAUAAAAGAAUGCAUUUCUUGUUGCUUCCACCUUCGCAAUUUAUAACAAAAUAUUAUGAACGAUAUUCUAUCUAUUAUUGUAUCAUCGCCAUCAUUCUCAUCUAAUUAUUAUCAUUAUAAUUAAUCCAUAAUAGUUAUCAGCGGCAAUGGUAAAAACAGGAUCCGUCAAUGGCAAUUAAUUAGCCACAAUAGUUAUCGAGUGAAUUGUACAAAUCGUACGGUGGACAGGGGAUAUAAAUUCGCGUCGGACUUCUUAACCCUUAACAUUACAAUUAAGUGCUAUCAGUAAUUAAUUAUUAUUAUCAUUACACAACGAGCGAUAUGACUAUAGCUCGUGGCUUCAUCCAUUCUCACACGUUCGUAAAAUGUCAGACUUGCUGUUUGUUAAUCGUUUUUUUUUUCCUCAACGCCUCAUCAAAUGUCUACAUACGAGAGAAAGAAGUUGCCAUGCGUGUUUUCAUUGUAUCGCGAACAAGUACUCGUGUGUCAAAGACGAGAAGUUUAAUAACAAUAUAUGUUUAAUAACAUCUUUAUAUUCUCUUCUCUUCUUUCUCCUUAUAUUUUCAAAAAAAAGAAAAAAAAAGAAUACCGACAUCACAUCGAGGAAAACGUUCAUACUGUGUUUCGUCACUUUUUCAAUGUUCGUUUUUUUAUGAUCACUUCUCCUUUUCGUGACCAUUUUGAUGACCAGAUGAUACGAAAAAUAUACACGUUUUGGAUACAAAAGUCUCUCAGGCGCGUACAAUUAAUAAAUACAAAUUUGUUAAUUGCGCUUAUGUAAAUAAUAUCUACUUAUUUUUUAAACCCUUUAAUUUACAUAUUAUUCUAAACAUGGACGAAGCUACCGGCUCGCAUGAAAUGGAGUUACUUUUUUUUUUUUUCUUUAAUUAAUUCGUUUACCCCUUUCCGUACUGUGUUUCUUCUUCUCGCCCUCGAACCGUGAAAAAUAUAUAUAUAUAUUCUUCUUUAUUCACAUCUCUUAUCGCAACGCACGAAACUUAUUUAAAUUCGAUACGCGGGGAAUAAUUAUCACCGAAAUCCACGAGGAUUGGGAUUAUUCUUAACAACAUACCAUAUAUAUAUAUGUAUAUAUAUGUAUAUACACAUACAUCAUAUAUAUAUAUAUAUACACCAAUGUCACGCACAGAAUAAUUCAUUUCGUUUCGUUCGUUCGAUAUGUCGUACGACAUAUAUAUUCGUACAAUUUGUAAAAACUCGAAAUAAAAAAGAAAAGGGUUUCUAUAUAUAUAUAAUAUGCAAACCGUUAUACAACAAACACGACAGAUGGAAGUUUACAGAUGCAAACGCAAGAAAGAAAACAAAAGAGGAAAAAAAAAAAGAAAAUAGGAGAUAAAAGAUUGAAUUAAGGACAAAGGAAUAUUUAAAUUAACGCUUGAAUUAUUUAAAUUAAUAUGAAAAAUAUCAUAACCCUUAAUUAUCGCGGCCCGUUAAGCGGUGACCGCGGCUAAACGCGCGUUUCCGGUUCUUUUACCUCAAGUCCACAAGCCUCGCGUCAUCCAGUCAGUAAAAUGAACAGGACGUCUAGGAAAUAAACUUCCUACGGCAGAAAUUGAAAAAAACAAAGGAUUAGGUUUUUUGUCGAUUUUUUAAACGAUUUUUAUUAUCAUCGAUCGAGACUACCAAAUUAAAAAGAGAAAAAAGACAAUCAACUUAUUCUGUACGUGUUUUUUUUUCUCUCUCUCUCUCUCUCUAUCUCUCUCCUAUCUCUAAUGAUUCGUCGCGAAAUAAUUAAAGAAAAAAAUAUUAGCAAAUAUUCUGAUUCUUUAUCACUGAUUCGAAGUAAAAAUUUUCCUCUUGUUUUAAUUUUUCUAUAUUGAAUCAAAUGAAAAGGGAGGAAAUGAAAAAAAGAGAACGGCGUCAAAAAAAAUUAAUAAGUCACGUUUCUGAAGUACUUGAUCGCUUUUUGUCACUAAUUCUAGAACGAAGACUUUCAAUGGAUCGAUACGAUUAAAAAAUUCUUAAAUCUAAAGCUUACAACACCCACGAUCAUCUUGGACGAACAAAUUAAUCACUAAUAUACGUCCAUGUUAUUAUCUUCUCAACGGUUUAAAAAAUAACAUUCGUUCAAGCUCCUCAUUAUGGAAAUUCUUCCUAUUCUUCUUCUUAUUUCUCAUUCGCAAAACAAAAAAACAAAUUCUCGACCGAUCUGAUCGAAGCUUUUUUACGCAUACGAGUUGUCUUCUUCUAAGAAAAAGGAAAAAGAAAAAAAAAAUAAAAGAAAAAAGAAAAAAAAAA
Apis cerana (Asiatic honeybee) is the source of this 7487-nucleotide messenger RNA. RefSeq names its product ankyrin repeat and death domain-containing protein 1A. Gene Ontology annotation, molecular function: protein binding. Gene Ontology annotation, biological process: signal transduction. The record is from RefSeq and is a predicted model, not a curated record. Lineage: Eukaryota; Metazoa; Arthropoda; Insecta; Hymenoptera; Apidae.